Molecule: messenger RNA, 411 nt
Organism: Iphiclides podalirius (scarce swallowtail)
Lineage: Eukaryota; Metazoa; Arthropoda; Insecta; Lepidoptera; Papilionidae
Source: the annotation of a GenBank genome assembly
AUGCAUCUAUCGAGUGAAGUGAGUUCGACUACUAACGGACUGGGGCACGAGGCUCCGUCUUCUAGUUACGGUGGUAGUGGUCUGCCGAGCCAGCCGCUUACUGCCGAACUCCUGGCUGAGAGGACGCUGGAGGGACUUCUGGCUGAUCAUCAGGGCGAACUGGUGAAGACUGGCAGUCCGCAUGUGGUCUGUACAGUACUGCCUCCUCAUUGGCGGUCGAACAAAACGCUGCCAGUCGCCUUCAAGGUUGUGGCGCUUGGGGACGUUGGUGACGGUACCCUCGUCACAGUGCGCGCUGGCAACGACGAGAACUGUUCCGCGGAGCUCAGAAAUUGCACGGCGGUAAUGAAAAACCAAGUGGCGAAGUUCAACGACCUGAGAUUCGUCGGCCGGAGUGGUAGAGAAUGGGUC